Messenger RNA from Lactuca sativa (garden lettuce), 1436 nucleotides. Its product is annotated as transcription termination factor MTERF15, mitochondrial. Gene Ontology annotation, biological process: regulation of DNA-templated transcription. Gene Ontology annotation, molecular function: double-stranded DNA binding. The record is from RefSeq and is a predicted model, not a curated record. NCBI's taxonomy places the organism in Eukaryota, Viridiplantae, Streptophyta, Magnoliopsida, Asterales, Asteraceae.
GUUCUUCAACUGGAAACCGAUCAGAGGGAAGAACAAUCUCCACAAGCUUUAAUCGCAUACAAGUAACCUAAAUCCACAGGUCAGUGAUUCCUCCAUCGUUACGAUUUCUACUCGCAAUGUUCAAUCUCAUCAGCAGAAACUUGUCCUUUUCUGCGUUCAAAGCAACGCCGGUUCAUAUACUGUUUCCUCGCUCAUUAUGUUCGUCAACAGCUGCAUCAGAUAACUCAUUCACAGUUUCUUACCUGAUUGACUCAUGCGGAUUCCCUCCCGACAAGGCGAUUUCAGCUUCCAAAUUCUUGAAGUUCAAAACCCCAGAUAGAGCAGACUCUGUGAUAGCAUUUUUCAAGAAUCAAGGGUUCACAGAAACCCAAAUCUCUAAUUUGGUUCGAAAGUUCCCUACGGCUCUCCGCUAUCAUCCCGAAAAAAACCUUUUGCCGAAAUUUGAGUUCUUAGGCUCUAUAGGUCUUUCGCAUUCUGAUAUUUUUAAGUUAUUUACUGGAAGACCCAACUUACUAGGUAGAAGCUUGAAGAAUCAUAUAGAACCUACAUAUAAUAUACUUAGAGAUUUGCUUCAAUCCAACAAUAGAACAGCUAUUGCAAUCAGGAGGUGUGCCUGGGUCUUGGAUUUGAAUUUCCAUACAAAUAUGUUUGCAAAUAUGCAAAUACUGCUUGAUGUUGGUGUACCUGGAUCAAAGAUGUUGUAUCUGUUAACUCACCAGCCUAGAGAUUUUUUAGCUCCUACAGACCAGUUCAAAAAGGCAGUGGAGGAAGUAGUGGAGAUGAGUUUUGAUCCUUUGAAAAUAACUUUUGUGUUAGCAGUUCAUGCACUUAGGUCAAUGAGCAAGUCCACUUGGGAAAAGAAGAUGGAGACUUAUGAGAAAUGGGGUUGGUCUAAAGCCCAGAUCUUGCUAGCUUUUAGGAUUAAUCCAUGGUGUAUGAUGAUGUCUGAGGAGAAAAUUGAUAAAGUGAUGGAGUUUCUUGUUAAUAAGAUGGGGUUUGAGACAUCCAUUGUCUCAAAGAACUUUGCAAUCUUUUCAUUGAGUAUGGAGAAAAGGAUUAUUCCAAGAAGUAUGGUUUACCAAUAUUGUUUGGACAAUGGAUUGUUGAAGGAUAAAAAAAUUUGUGGUUUCAGUUGGUGGUUGCAGUGUUCGGAUAAUAUAUUCAUCAAGAGAUUGGAAAGAUAUGAGAAAGAAGCUCCAGGUGUUUUGAAGUUAUAUCAGGAAAAGUUAGAUCAUUGUAAUUGAAGAUGGUAAUAUGUUCCAACAUAACAUAUAGAAGCUUCAGUAGUUGGAUACUACCAUUAUCCAUGUGCAUGAUUUAGAUAAUACAGAUAAUGAAUAGAAUGUAUUCUUUUGAUUCUCUUCUUCUUUUCAAUGGAUAAGUUUGUAUCAAAUGGUUCCUAAUUCCGCCUUUGGGCCAUUGAAUAACUUAUAGUA